Molecule: messenger RNA, 1960 nt
Organism: Gossypium raimondii (Peruvian cotton)
Lineage: Eukaryota; Viridiplantae; Streptophyta; Magnoliopsida; Malvales; Malvaceae
Exons: 4
Coding region: 470-1570 (366 amino acids)
Molecular function (GO): zinc ion binding
Source: RefSeq, a predicted model, not a curated record
GCACUCGAAAAAUCCUCUUCGAGGACAAGGAGAUCGGAAAGGAAAGCAUAAGCGACACGGUCCAAAACCAAAACCGAAAAGGAAGAGCGAGCCAAUGUGAAGCCCACAAUAAAGUAGAAGUAAGACAAAAACGAGCUGAGCAGCCCCCACAUUCCCUUCCCUCACAUCUACUCUACUCUCUCUACGCCUCACUCCUCCCAAUUUCCCCUCUUCCAUCCCAAUUUCCAUAGCAACUGUUCUUUGUUUCUAUCUUGCAUUAAGGCCCUGGAUUGUGCAGAAACAACAAAACAAUUUUCUAUGAAAGGCAAGUGGUUGUGAACUGUCUCUUUGUGUGGAGAUACUGUUGCUUCUUUUCAAUGGUUUAGCAACUUGCAAUGGGGAGAUUGGCUUUUUGGAAGUCUAAGGUUAUGCAUUGAAGAAAUAAGAUACUGCUUUGAUUGAAGUGAUCUUAUUUAAUUCUAUUUGAUUCAUGAUGGGUAAGGAAAACUUGCCUCAACCAGUUAAUGGAGGUGUCAGCAAUGAUAGUUGCUCAAAUGCUGACAUUGAUGAUUCUGGAACUUAUUCGCGGUAUAGUCUAGACAAAGAGGCAGGUUUGCCUACUUGUCGUGUGUGCCAGUGUUCAGAAUCUGACAAAAGGGGGGAUGCUGCUUUAGGAUUUUUGGGCAUCACUCCUCCCUUAGCGGAAGCAGUUAAAAGCAAAGGAGAAGCUAAGCCUGAUACCGAAGGAGUUCAACAAGAUGUUGAAAGUGAUGAGUCUCAUUCUAAGAGUCUUCGGAGAGAAUCUGGGUUUGUUGAGUUCAUAAGCCCUGAAGGAGAGGUUUUCAUCUGUAGUACUGAUUUAGAAAUGGGCUCCUGUCGACAUCAGGAUGCAUUAAUUGAACUUGGUUGUUCUUGCAAAAGUGAUCUUGCUCUAGUGCAUUAUGCUUGUGCUCUCAAAUGGUUUGUUAGUCAUGGAUCUACUGUUUGUGAGAUCUGUGGAAAUCCCGCAAAAACUAUCAGGACUUCCGAUUUUAAGAAAGUUGUAGUUUCUUUGAAAGACUAUGAAGCAUUGAGAGAAAGGACUGCCAGUGGUGAUCCUAAUCCUGCCCAAAUUCAUUCAAGUUCAGGUGUAGACCCUGAUGCUGUUGCUGCUAUUCGGAGGCAACGACUAAGUGAGAUUUCAUUGUGGUUCAGUCCACAUGGUAAUAACAACAACAAUCAUAGUUCUUCUGCAGUUUCACAGGUUGUUUCUGAACAACCCACAAAUACUGUCACUGAAGAAGUUACUCCCAGUGAAAGUCCUGCAACCAAAUGGGCUGUGGAAGGUACUGGAAUUCUGCUUGCUACAGGUCUACUUACUGUUACGCUUGCAUGGCUCAUUGCUCCUCGUGUUGGAAAGAAAACGGCUAAGAGUGGUCUUCACAUUCUUUUGGGAGGCAUUUGUGCUUUAACAGUUGUUGUCUUCUUUCGCUUUAUUGUGCUGACAAGGAUUAAGUAUGGACCAGCUCGCUAUUGGGCGAUAUUGUUCGUCUUCUGGUUUCUUGUGUUUGGUAUAUGGGCGUCAAGAACGCACGGUGCUCAUACAACAUGAUUUGUUGAUAUAUGAUACAUGAUGAUGCAUAUAAGUUCACUGUAUUCUUUCUUUACUGCUGGUCCUACAUAAUAGUGGAAGUGGGAAAAUAUAUGGGAUUUUAUUCAAGACAUCAUAAAUGGCUGCCAUGUGGCUGCCAUUUGAGCAAUGAGCUGUGGAUAAGGUAAAAUUUAUGUGUACAAUUAUGUUUAGCCUAAUUGACCCUUGAAGGGAAUGUGAAUUUUUUUUUUGUUUCUUGUGGGUCAGUUUUGACAUUUUUCACUGACGAUUGUGCCAUUUAAGCUUUACACAAGUGAAUUGAGAAGUGAAAAGUUGAUGUUGCUUCCUAGUGGUUGGGUGAAAGAACAAGGGAAAUGGAAAGUUGGAUUAAGUUUGAUUGCCAUUAGCUAA